GUGACUGAGCUGGUGUGUCUGGAGUCGGACCUCCAGGAUGGACAGAUGAUGGAGGUUGAGGUAGCGCAUCAUAACGUGCUGUUGGCACGCAGCGAAGGCAAAUACAGCGCCGUUGGCAACCAGUGCACACACUACGGCGCUCCGCUCAGCAAAGGCGUUCUGAUGGGGCAUAGAGUGCGUUGCCCCUGGCAUGGAGCCUGUUUUAACGUCCACACAGGAGACCUGGAGGAAUAUCCUGGCAUGGAUUGUCUACCUUGCCAUAAGGUCAAAGUUGAAAACAACAAAGUGUAUGUGUCCAUAAACAAAAGGACUCUCAAACAGGCGAAAAGAGUAAAGCGCAUGGGAGCCCGAGUACCGGGAGUCAGUCACACCAUCCUAUUACUAGGAGGAGGGUCUGCGUCGUUGAUUUGUGCGGAGACCUUGCGGCAGGAGAACUACGGUGGCAGAGUCAUCAUGGUCACCAGGGAUGACCUUUUACCCUACGACAAAACUCGACUCAGCAAGGUAAUGAACGUGGUGAGUGACAGCAUCCUGCUAAGGAGGAUGGAUUUCUUCCACCAGAACGACAUUGAGGUUUGGCUCAGGAAGGAGGCGUUGUCACUAGACACAGACAAGAGGGCAGUAACGUUUGAUGACGGUACCGUCCAGAACUACGAUCAGCUCUUCAUCUCAACAGGCUGCAGAGCUAAAGGUCUGGAUGUCCCUGGCAUGGAGCUGGAGAACGUCAAAAUGCUGGAGACACCAGAGGACGCCCGGCAGAUCCACACCGCCUGUAUGGGCUGUCACAUCGUCAUCGUAGGAUCCUCUUUUGUUGGCAUGGAGGUGGCAUCUUAUAUGACAGACAAAGCCACCAGUAUAACAGUGAUUGGCAGCAGUGAGCUGCCGUAUCAGAAGACCCUGGGUCCUGAAAUCGGCAAGAUUACCAUGAUGAUGCUAGCAGAGAAGGGCGUGAAGUUCUACAUGAAUGCUAAUGUGACAGAGGUGCGAGGACUGAAUGGAAAGGUGAAGGAGGUUGUGUUGAAAAGGGGGACUGUUAUUCCAGCUGACGUUUUGAUCGUUGGAAUUGGAGUAACUCCAAACUCAGAGUUCCUGCAGGGCAGUAAAGUACAGAUGGACUUGAAGGGAUCAGUCAUGGUUGAUAAGUACAUGCGUACCAACGUCCCAGGGGUGUUCUGCGGGGGUGACCUGGCCACAUACCCCCUGGCAAUGGCCAAAGACCAGAGGGUCUCCACUGGACACUGGCAGAUGGCACAAGCACACGCAAGGGUAGCUGCCCUGAACAUGCUGGGCAAGCCAACUGAGCUCAACUCUGUCCCCUUCUACUGGACCGUCCUGCUGGGGAAAACCAUCCGAUAUGCAGGUUAUGGGGAGGGGUACACUGAGAUUGUGGUAAAAGGAAAGUUUGAGGAUAUGAAGUUUCUGGCAUUGUACAUCAAGGACGGCGAGGUCACGGCGGCUGCCAGCCUCGACUACGACCCAGCCGUGUCUGUAAUAGCUGAGAGGUUUGCAGCAGGGAACGCCAUCACCACAACAGAGGCUCAAUCAGAUGACAUGAGCUGGCUGAAGCUAUCCUGA
Lampris incognitus (smalleye Pacific opah) is the source of this 1575-nucleotide messenger RNA. Its product is annotated as apoptosis-inducing factor 3-like. Lineage: Eukaryota; Metazoa; Chordata; Actinopteri; Lampriformes; Lampridae. The coding region runs from base 46 to 1575 and encodes 509 amino acids. Gene Ontology annotation, molecular function: 2 iron, 2 sulfur cluster binding; flavin adenine dinucleotide binding; oxidoreductase activity, acting on NAD(P)H. The record is from RefSeq and is a predicted model, not a curated record. Gene Ontology annotation, cellular component: cytoplasm. The transcript is spliced from 18 exons.